Messenger RNA from Colletotrichum godetiae, 1509 nucleotides. RefSeq lists its product as uncharacterized. The record is from RefSeq and is a predicted model, not a curated record. The coding region runs from base 1 to 1509 and encodes 502 amino acids. The transcript has a single exon. Gene Ontology annotation, molecular function: hydrolase activity, hydrolyzing N-glycosyl compounds. Lineage: Eukaryota; Fungi; Ascomycota; Sordariomycetes; Glomerellales; Glomerellaceae.
AUGCAUUGCUCAUCGCAUUUUGUCAAAGCUGCAUUACUCGUUUUUUGCAUCGUACCAUCACUCGCAUCACAAUGCACACCCUCAACCCCUGAAAAGCCCCGCGUAUUCCUCUUGAGUGACAUCGCCAAUGAGCCCGACGAUGCGCAAUCGCUCGUACGCCUUCUUGUCUACGCCAAUGAACUCCAGAUUGAAGGUCUUGUGGCGACGACGAGUGUCUGGCUAAAUGACACCACCCGCCCAGACCAGAUGCACGAUAUCGUCGACGCAUACGGCGAGGCACUUCCAAACCUAAAGAACCAUGCUCCCGGCUGGCCUGAAGCAUCCUAUCUCAAGGAUCUAAUUGCCUCCGGCUUGCCAGUCUACGGCAUGGACGGCGUCGGCGACGGAAAGGACAGCGAGGGCUCUGAUAGGCUAGUGAAGGCAGUCGAUGGCUCGACAGAGCCGCUGUGGGUCCCGGUAUGGGGAGGGGCGUCCGUUCUGGCGCAGGCGUUGUGGCACGUCAACGCGACGAGAUCGCCAUCCCAGAUCGAAACCUUCGUCGCCAAGCUCCGCAUCUAUACAAUUUCCGACCAGGACAACGCCGGCUCGUGGGUCCGUCGAAACUGGCCGCAACUCUUUUACAUUGCCAGUGUCCACCACUUCAACCGAUAUGCCGUUGCCGCGUGGGGUGGUAUCUCGGGCGAGGAGUAUUACAACUUUCCGAGCUUCUCGAACCAGGAAGUUAUAUCACCAGAUUGGAUCAAGCAGAACAUCCGGAGCGUCGGACCGCUGGGGGCGAAGUAUCCUGACACCGAUUUCAUCGUUGAGGGCGAUACACCUUCGCUUCUCUACCUGAUCCCCAACGGGCUCUCCGACCCCGAAUAUCCGGAAUGGGGUUCUUGGGGCGGCCGAUAUGGUCCCGUCACCUACGGCGAGGGUCAUUACGCGGAUACGGUGGACGUCCUGAAAGGGGCUUCAGGAAGGACGAUCAUGAGUUCACAGGCUACUGUGUGGAGAUGGCGCGAGGCGUUUCAGAACGACUUUGCUGCCCGUAUCAAGUGGUCUGCCAGUCCCGAAUUCGGUGAUGCUCAGCAUGCCCCAGUCGUUGUGUUGAAUGGAGACACUUCUCGCAAGGUUGUGAAGAUGGUCGUUAAUGAAGAGGACGUCAUCGGACUCGAUGCGCGAGAGUCUUGCGACCCGGAUGGAGGGGAGUUGACGUACAAAUGGUGGCAGUACUUGGAGCCAUCAUCAAACAACAACAAUCCGGGGAGAGAUGUCGGCAGGCUUGAACUGAGUGACACUAACGCUCCCAUUAUCACAGUCACCAUGCCUUCAGAGGAACUUCUUCGCACUCCAGGCAGAAAUCGUCACCCGAAUGAGGACAAGCACAUGCAUCUCAUUCUUCAGGUCUCUGACGGCACACUGGUUUCCUAUCGCCGGGUUAUUUUCACCAUACUCGGACCUAAGACAGGGGAUGAAAAGUCUUCGACCGGAAAGGCGGCCGAGCAAGCCGUUCAUGAUGAGCUGUGA